AAUAUACCACUCUAAAUUACUACUACUCCCUUGCAGAAAACAAGGUUUGGGUUGUGCAUGUUACUUUGUAAGCUACAGUACAGCACAUGCAGGCUAACAAUACCUGAAAAACUAGCACAUGAAAGAACACACUGCAUAUAUAUAGCAAAUGUCUCCAGCAGAAUGAAACACCCAGAUUAGUUGGGGCCCGUCGGCCCUGAGGCUGUGAAAUGUGAAGGGAGAGUUGAUUGGGCCUAGUGGGCCGGCCUGGAGAGAGGAAUGGGUAGUCUGGCAGGCCGAAGGGAACGAACGGUUCCAUUGGCGGCGCGAGAUUGUCGACGAGACGGGCGGCUGGCAUCGAUCGGUCGCAUGCAUGCAACAAUGGCGUCCACACAAAGCUCCAGCUCCUACAACGAUGGCGAUGGGCCUGCAUAUAUAGUCAGAGGAGGACGAAUAGGAGGAGCUAGCUAGCUGAUCAAUCGAAUUAGACGCCAUUAAUUAUUGGAGGUCCAAGGUAGAAGAAGAAGCUAGGUGAUUGAUAGGAUAAUGGCGGCGGCUGAGGACAUGGAGCGUAUCUUCAAGAGGUUCGACAUGAACGGCGACGGUAAGAUCUCGCUGUCGGAGCUGACGGAGGCGCUGCGGACGCUGGGGUCGACGUCGGCGGACGAGGUGCAGCGGAUGAUGGCGGAGAUCGACACCGACGGCGACGGCUUCAUCGACUUCAACGAGUUCAUCUCCUUCUGCAACGCCAACCCCGGACUCAUGAAGGACGUCGCCAAGGUCUUCUGAUCUUCAAUUCCAUUCAAUCAAAUGCUCCAUCCAAUCUUGUUCAAUUCCAUCCAUGCCGGCCCUGCAUACGCUUAAUUUGUUCGCCCAUAAUUUUGUUUAAUUUGAUUCUUGUCCCAUCAUCGUUAAUUGUAUCAUUAUUUUUCUUGCAUUUCUUUCUUUUUAAGGAUGCAUGAAUCUUUUUUCUUUUCGAUCCUCGGCUCGAACCCUGAUUCCUGAGGAUUAUAUUAAUUAAGCAGCAUGUGCACUUUUGUGCUUACAAUUCAUGUCAAGCGUUGCAAGUGUACUAUACUUGAUCCAAGAAAAGCAAAUCAAGCAUUGUUAAAUGUUAAUUUA
Molecule: messenger RNA, 1101 nt
Organism: Brachypodium distachyon (stiff brome)
Lineage: Eukaryota; Viridiplantae; Streptophyta; Magnoliopsida; Poales; Poaceae
Product: polcalcin Phl p 7-like
Exons: 1
Coding region: 526-768 (80 amino acids)
Molecular function (GO): calcium ion binding; enzyme regulator activity
Source: RefSeq, a predicted model, not a curated record